This is a messenger RNA of Cherax quadricarinatus, 1173 nucleotides long. Lineage: Eukaryota; Metazoa; Arthropoda; Malacostraca; Decapoda; Parastacidae. The record is from RefSeq and is a predicted model, not a curated record.
UGUCCCAGUUGUUGAGGCGCCGGGUGACACACGCACACAUACCUCCUCUAGUUUACUUGUUCCUUCAAUCCACUUCCUAAUGGCUGCUGUAGGACGCACCAUCAACUUCUCUAAUGGGAGGUCAAUCCCGAUACUUGGUCUGGGGACAUGGAAAUCUAAGCCAGGAGAGGUGACGGCGGCGGUAAAGGACGCCAUCACAGCUGGCUACCGGCACAUUGACUGUGCUCACGUGUACUGCAAUGAACCUGAGGUGGGAGUUGCCAUCGCUGCUGUCAUCAAGGACGGUACUGUCACCAGGGAUGAACUCUUCAUCACCAGCAAGGUGUGGAAUACUUUCCACGCGAAGUUGUCUGUGCUGCCAGCCCUCAAGACCACCCGGGCAAACCUCGGCUCGAUACCUUGCCCUUACUUUUACACUGCCCAGGGGCUUCAAGGUCAUGUCUUGCCACGCGUCUACCUACCUUUCCUGACCUCUCCUGUACACUGGCCCAUGCCCUUUUUACGUCGGGUACACCCCCCCAUUGCCCCAAAUAAAUUGAUUGAGUUUUGCAAGAGUAAAGACAUCACUGUUACAGCCUACAGUCCUCUUGGGUCCCCAGAUAGGCCGUGGGCAAAGCCAGGUGACCCAGUACUGACGGAGGAGCCUAAGGUCAAGACUCUCGCCCAGAAGUACAAGAAGUCACCAGCACAGAUUCUCAUCCGUUUCCAGAUUGACCGAGGGUUGAUUGUGAUUCCAAAAUCUGUAACCAAGUCUCGCAUCGAAGAGAACUUUCAGAUCUGGGACUUCCAGUUGUCGUCAGAGGACAUAAAACUCUUAGAGAGUCUGGAGUGCAAUGGACGCGUCUGUGCCGUUGCUGAGACCAGUGAUCACCCGUACUACCCAUUCCACGAUGAGUACUGAUGACCCACGAAGAAAGCUCACAGCUUAAGCUGGUUUCCUGUGUCAGUUAUCAGUUAUCUUCCGAUAAUCAUCGGCGAUCACUUUGGAAACAUUUUCAGAGUACAAUAGCGUUACUGAAAAAUGACUCUCAGAAGUCUAGAACUUACCGUGAAUAUUAUUCGAAUGAUUUCGAACGCAAUCAGAAAUCUGGUGCACAGGUAACGAGCACUGUCUAGAGCACUGUGUAUGGUAUACACUCUUCAUGUGAGUAUAAAUAUAAUAUGUACUGUCUU